AUGGCUCGGCCUUGGUCAUCAAUAGUUUUGCCUUUUGGUCUCAUCGCCUUGGUGUUUGCUUGUGUUGCUCAAGCUUCGAUCGUGGAGCACACCUUCAAUGUCGGAAACCUUUCUAUAAGCCAGCUUUGCCAGCCGCCAAGGAUCAUCACGGCGGUGAACGGGCAGCUCCCCGGCCCGGCCAUCCAUGCCCGCGAGGGAGACACUGUGGUUGUUCACCUCGUGAACCAGUCACCCUACAAUAUGACCAUUCAUUGGCACGGCAUAUUCCAGCGCGGCACGCCGUGGGCGGACGGGCCGACGAUGGUGACGCAGUGCCCCGUGAAGCCGGGCGGCAACUACACGUACCGCUUCAACGUGAUGGAGCAGGAGGGGACGCUAUGGUGGCACGCCCACAUCUCCUUCCUCCGCGCCACCGUGUACGGCGCCCUGGUCCUCCGCCCCCGCGGCGGCGCCGAGGCCUACCCGUUCCCCACCAAGCCCGACAGGGAGGAGACCGUCAUCCUCGGCGAGUGGUGGAACGACAACGUCUACUACCUCGAGCAGAUGGCGUUCCUCACCGGGUUCACGGCGCGCAACGCCGACGCCUACACCAUCAACGGCAAGCCGGGAGACUUGUACAACUGCUCCAACGGGAACCAGACGUACAAGUUCCAGGUGCAGAGCAACGAGACGUACCUGCUCCGGAUCAUCAACGCCGCGCUCAACACGCCGCUCUUCUUCAAGGUGGCCAACCACAGGUUCACAGUGGUGGGUGCGGACGCGGCCUACACCACGCCGUACGAGACCGACGUGGUGGUGAUCGCGCCCGGGCAGACCGUGGACGCGCUCAUGGUCGCGUCCGCCGCCGUCGGCCGCUACUACAUGGCGGCGUCCCCAUACGACAGCGCCAUCCCGCAGGGGCCGCCUUUCAGUGAGACCACCGCGACUGCCGUAGUCGAGUACGUCGGCUCGGAAGGCGAGGAGACGCCGGUGCUGCCGUCCCGGCCGGAGUACAACGACACGGCCACAGCCUUCCGGUUCCUCUCCAACCUGACGGCGCUGGUGCUCCCGGGCAAGCCCACGGUGCCGCUGUCGGUGGACACCCGCAUGUUCGUCACCGUGGGGCUCGGUGUCUCCGACUGCCAGCCGAGGCAGCUGCUGUGCAACCGGAGCACCACAGUGUUCUCCUCGAGCAUGAACAACAACUCCUUCGUGCUGCCUGCCCCAGGCGCGGUCUCCAUGCUCCAGGCCCACUACAGCGGCGCGACGGCGGGCGUCUACACCCGCGACUUCCCCGACCGGCCGCCGGUCGUCUUCCACUACACUGCCGAUGCCAGCGACACCGCCUCGUUGCCGUACACGCCUAAGUCGACCAAGGUGAAGACGCUCAGGUACAACGAGACGGUAGAGAUGGUGCUGCAGAACACACGGCUGAUCGCCAAGGAGAGCCACCCCAUGCACCUCCACGGCUUCAACUUCUUCGUGCUCGCGCAGGGCUUCGGCAACUACGACGAGGCGACGGCGACGCCUCAGUUCAACCUCGUCAACCCGCAGGAGCGCAACACCGUUGCUGUCCCCACGGGCGGAUGGGCUGUCAUCCGCUUCGUGGCAAACAACCCUGGGAUGUGGUUCAUGCACUGCCACUUUGAAGCCCAUCUUGAUCUGGGGCUGGGGAUGGUGUUUGAGGUACAGGACGGGCCGACGGCGGAAACAUCGGUGCCGCCACCUCCAGCAGACCUACCACAGUGCUAA
Messenger RNA from Miscanthus lutarioriparius, 1731 nucleotides. Lineage: Eukaryota; Viridiplantae; Streptophyta; Magnoliopsida; Poales; Poaceae. The record is from the annotation of a GenBank genome assembly.